AUGAUUGCGCGUGUGCGGGAGUUGCAGAACCAGAACGAGAAGUCAAAGAGUGCAGGCUCUGGCGGCGCCGACUUCUCGCUUUGGGGGGGAGCUAUGCUGGGAGCACCACCAGAGGCGGUAACGAAGUACAUCGAGGAUAACGACCUUGAUGAAAGCGCCGCACGUUCUCUCCGAGCCCUCCCACCCCACAACCAGGCCAUUGCGAUACGGUGGGAUUUAUCCCAGUACAAGAAUCCAUCGGCCAAGUUUAUGUCCAUGGCAGCAGCGCUGGGAAACACGCCACCUCCACGGAUGCCUAUGCCACCGAUGUAUGGAAUGCCUCCACUUGCUGGACCUGGAGGAGUGCCUGCCAUGUACUCCAUGCCACCACCGGGAAUGGGACCUCCUGGCAUGGUGCCAUCCAUGUAUAGUAUGCCACCGCCAGGCAUGGGGCCAAUGAUGGGAAUGAUGCCGCCUGGAAGAUGA
Molecule: messenger RNA, 465 nt
Organism: Effrenium voratum
Lineage: Eukaryota; Dinophyceae; Suessiales; Symbiodiniaceae
Source: the annotation of a GenBank genome assembly